GGAUUUACAGAAUUGGGAGAAGAGGGAAACUUAUGUGAAAAAUUACAUCAAGGCAGUAACAACAAAGUGGUUGGCACCCACGUCCUUCAACUACUAUUUGUAGGAAUAAAUGGAUUUAGAUUUCCAAUUGCCCAUUUUGUCACUGACAACGUACUAGCUUCUCAAUUAUAUGGUCUAUUUUGGAGAGCAAUAUAUCUACUGUCUUCUUAUGGUUUUAAAGUACUUUAUACUUGUAUGGAUGGAGCACAGUGUAACAGAAGCUUAAUGCAUUGUUGUCUUGGAAAAAACCCAAAGAUAUUUAAAACACCUUCUGUUUGUACGGCAAAUGAAAUUAUUUUUAUGAUGGAUAUUUCUCAUGUUUUAAAAAAAAUUAGGAACAAUAUAAUAAAAAGUGGUUUGGAUAAACAUUGCACAAGAUUGUUGAAAUUACCAAAUAAAUUUGAAAUUCACUGGAAAAUGUUUAUAGAUUUUUUUGAAUGGGACCAACAAAAUUCUCUUCAACUUCACAGAAAACUUACCAAUGAGCAUAUUUAUCCUGAUAGUCAAUUGAAGAUGAGAAAUUACCUUGCAGAGGAUGUUCUCAAUAGUACAAUGUUAAAUUCAUUUAAAAUAUAUAAAGAAAAUUUGGGGGAAAAGGGACAGAUUUUGAAUGGGGUUAUUGAGUUUUUGGAGCAUACAUCACAACUUGUAGCAAUUUUUCGAGAUGGAAGACCAAUAAAAGAAAUGUCAGAUACACGUUUAAAUGAACUGAAAUUAGUGAAUUCUUGGUUUUUUGAAUGGGAGGAAAAUACUCCUCAAAAUGAGAAGCAACGAAAUCUCAUGUCACACCAGUGCCAUGAAGAUAUCCACUCUUGUAUCCUUGGAUUUUUGGACUUAUGUGAAACUGUAUUAAAACUUCAAACUUCUUCAUUUGUAACACCUAGACUUAUCAAUUCUGACGUCAUUGAAAAUAUUUUCAACCAACAAAGGUCAACCUAUAAUGGAGCCAAUUCAAACCCAAAUGCUGUCCAAUAUAAGCAAACUAUUAACAGCAUAGUAUUAGGCCAAACUUCGAUUUCCAAAAAAGCAAAUGCAGCAAGGGCACACACAGCUUUACCAUACCCAAUUGAUGUAAAGAAACCAGCUUUAAAAAAAGGGCUAAAACACCAUAUGAAAGAAGUCCAAUAAAAGUGAAAAAAUUGUAAGUUUCAAUAAAGAAAUAGAGGUAAACAUUGAAACCACUGAAGUAUUUUCAGUGCUUGACAGUAAAACAACAGCCUGUAUAAAGUGAAUUUAUUAAAUAUUUAAAGGGACGUUAUUCUUUUUAAACUCAUGUUGGACUUGUUGCCUAUUGACUGUGAAAUAUGUACUGAAAUAAGUGUAUGCAAUUUCAAUCCAUUCCGUUCAGUAGUUAUGGAGAUACCAGCUUACACGCAAAAACUUAACCAAGAAUUUUUAAAAAAAAAGGUGCAUUAUUAUGCAAUAAGCAAAUCAGAGUUAUGGGACUUGUGCCAAUCAUCUUAGAUAAUCACAGAGAACAAGUGUGUGAAGUUUCAAUCCAUUCCCUUCAAUAGUUAUGGAGAUACCAGCUUACACGCAAAAACUUAACCAAAAAUUUCUAAGUCAAGAAAGGUGCAUUAUUAUGCAAAAAAGCAAAUCAGAGUUAUGGGACGGGUGCCAACCAUGUAAGAUAAUCACAGAGAACAAGUGUGUGAAGUUUCAAUCCAUUCCCUUCAGUAGUUAUGGAGAUACCAGCUUACACCCAGAAACUUAACCAAAAAUUUCUAAGUCAAGAAAGGUGCAUUAUUAUGCAAAAAAGCAAAUCAGAGUUAUGGGACGGGUGCCAACCAUGUAAGAUAAUCACAGAGAACAAGUGUGUGAAGUUUCAAUCCAUUCCCUUCAGUAGUCAUGGAGAUACCAGCUUACACCCAAAAACUUAACCAAGAAUUUCUAAAAAGAAGGUGCAUUAUUAUGCAGAAAAGUAAAUCAGAGUUAUGGGACUUGUGCCAAUCAUGUUAGAUAAUCACAGAGAACAAGUGUGUGAAGUUUCAAUCCAUUCCCUUCAAUAGUUAUGGAGAUACCAGCUUAUACGCAAAAACUUAACCAAGAAUUUCUAAAAAGAAGGUGCAUUAUUAUGCAAAAAAGUAAAUCAGAGUUAUAGGACUUGUGCCAAUCAUGUUGACUUAUAGGACUUGUGCCAAUCAUGUUAGAUAAUCACAGAGAACAAGUGUGUGAAGUUUCAAUCCAUUCCCUUUAGUAGUUAUGGAGAUAAAGGCUUACGCGCCAAAAAUUAAUGACGGAGAUGCUGACACAGACAAAUAGGUGACUGCAUUAGCUCGAUUAUUCUUGGAAUCUAAUAUUAAAAGGAAACAAUUCUCAGUGUGUCAAAGAAGAAGAAGUCACAUAUAAUGUUUUCUUUGUUCUGUUUAAGCUAUAUUCAAACUUAAACACAGAACAGAAAACACAUGUACAGAUAAAUAUGAAACAGCUAUGAUAUUUGUAAACUGAAGGAAAUGCAGAUGAUUAACACGUGUACUUUAUCAAGUCCACUACCAGCAAAUUUAAAAAUAUUGGAUACUGAUGAAACUAAGAAAUGGACACCAUGAACCAAACUUAAAUCUGUAUGCUUCAAAAACAAUUGAAACAGGUUUCAUUAUAUACCGACGGUGAUAAUUAAUGACACGCAGUCCAGAGGAUGAUGACGCUCGAGAUAGAGCAACACCUAACUGGCCAUGGCGGAAUAUGUCUCUGCAGUCAACUUCUACCCUG
Messenger RNA from Ruditapes philippinarum (Manila clam), 2748 nucleotides. RefSeq lists its product as uncharacterized. The coding region runs from base 235 to 1167 and encodes 310 amino acids. The record is from RefSeq and is a predicted model, not a curated record. NCBI's taxonomy places the organism in Eukaryota, Metazoa, Mollusca, Bivalvia, Venerida, Veneridae. The transcript is spliced from 3 exons.